Messenger RNA from Aricia agestis (brown argus), 1537 nucleotides. RefSeq lists its product as uncharacterized. The transcript is spliced from 3 exons. NCBI's taxonomy places the organism in Eukaryota, Metazoa, Arthropoda, Insecta, Lepidoptera, Lycaenidae. Bases 367 to 1317 code for a protein of 316 amino acids. The record is from RefSeq and is a predicted model, not a curated record.
GAUAUUGCUCCUUCAGCAAAAAAGACAACAACUAAUACACAUUCAGUGCCUUCUAUUCAGUUGCACUAUGUUAACCCAGAUUUUGCAAAUAAAAAAGUAUACAAUGCCGAUGACGCUGCUCCUUAUAUUGUCCAUGUAACAAAGCCAGAGACCGAACGGGGUCCUGUCCUUAAUCCCAUCCAGUUUGGUCAGUUCGUUUUUAAAAAUAAUGUUCAAAAUAUUAAAUUGGAUGGUAUUAAAAAGAUAGGCCGUAAUCGCGUUUCAAUCGAAUUUAAAUCUCCAGACCACGCUAACUCUUUUAUAGACUUGCCUAGCUUAUCAAGUGCAGGAUACAUUGCAACUAUACCGUCAUACAGCGUAUCUCGUAUGGGCAUUGUCCGCAAUGUCCCUGUAGACUGGUCUAUGGAGGAGUUGGUUGAAAACAUGCAAGUUCCAUCAGGUAAUGGCAAAGUAGUUAGAGCACGUAGGUUGAGUCGCAAAUCUAUGACUGACCAAAACUCCCCUGUUUGGCUACCUACGCAAUCUGUGGUUCUUACAAUCACAGGACAAAAAUUACCUCCUCAUGUUUACUGCUACUACAACUCGUUACCAGUUGAAGUAUAUAAGUUACCCACAAUACAGUGCAAUAAAUGUUGUCGCUUUGGUCACGUUAAGGCACAGUGUAGGUCAGAACCCCGGUGCUUUAAGUGUUCACAUAAGCAUGAAGGAGCAACAUGCACUGCAACUUCUUUAACUUGCAUGCACUGUAGUGGUCCACAUGCAGCAAAUGAUGUUUCUUGCCCUGAAUAUAUCAGGCAAAAAGAAAUAAAGUUUGUAAUGAGUCGGGAAAGUAUCUCAUACAUGGAGGCGUCAGCUCGAUUCCCCCGUGUGAGACGAUCCUUUGCCGAUUCUGCUAGGACUUCUUCUUCUGCAAAUGUCAACACUUCUAGACAGACUUAUAGACAGACUGACAGACAGAAUGACAGACAGACAAAUUCUCCCACCACCACUUCCUAUAGGAAGACUGUGUAUAUUCCCCGUCGUCCCAUUAUUCCUGUGGCCCCUGGGUAUGACCAUGAGGCACACAGAAAUAUAAUUGAAGAACCAGAAUGCCAGUCUCCUAAUGGAUGUGCAUAUCCCUCACCUAAUGAAAAGUCCCCUGUUUCCCAGAACGACAAACUGCUUGACAAUCUUUCUUACUUUUUUAUUGACCUCAUUUCUAGAUUUGGCGACUCCCUACCGAACAAAACUCUUUCCAACCUGACCCAUAUCUCAAAACUGUUGCCCAAUAAUGGCUCACACUGUAAUACAGUGGAACAGCCGGAGCAUCAGGAAUAAAAAACCAGAUAUUUGUAGUUUAAUUAAUUUACAUAAGCCAUCAAUUCUUGCCGUCCAGGAAACAUGGCUGGCACCGGGGUCUCGUUUUCGAAUCCCAGGCUAUGUCUGUUUCCGGGACGACAGGUCUGAUGGCAGGGCUGGAGCAGCCAUUUUGGUCUCCAGCCAUUGUACAUAUUCUGUAUAUAACCUCCCUGUACAUAGUAGUAGCUUUAAUAUUGUA